AACGGCCCGAUUCUGGCCACCUCAGGCCAGCCAUCAGCCGCGUCUGUUUUCGAUAAAAAUAUAGUGAGUUUCGUGAAAAAAUCCGGCGGGGAAAAAAGUGCAAUAGUUCAAGAAACACGUGCAGUAAUGUAGUUUAACCAACGAUUGAUCGGAAAGUUUAGGUUGGAUACAGUUUAACAAACACGUGAGAAGUUUUAGUUCAACGAGUGAGCUUGGAAUUGUAGUAUCAUUUUUCGAACAAAAAUUCACAGUGAUUGGAAGUCGGUGUUGUGGAAAACCAUGUAUUUCAAAAAUACUGGCUGUAAAUCAGGUAUUGAAAUUGUAUGAUUUUUAAAUCAAGCAAGUGAUCCUGGAAGUCUUUCAACUUUCAAACGAGAGUUUUCAGUGAUUACAAGUUUUUCGAGGUGAAAUUUCUAUCAGAUAAUUCUAUGUGAAUAGAGACACUUUUAAUGAUUGUAACUCAAUGUUCAUUAUACAAGAAAUAUUUAUCACGGUGGUAAUCGCAUUUUUAUCCGAAACUCGCGUCUUGUAUAUUUAUACGUGUUGUUGAAAACCGAGAGCUUAAUUAAGUUGAGAAAAACUCUCACUUCACAAACGAAAAAUUCCAGUUAUUGAACCUAUUUCGAUAGGCCAUCACCUUCGAAAUUAACAAGUGAAUCCUGAAAAAUUAGAAAAUUUGGUUCAAACUUGCAGUAGAAUAAACAAGUAAUCAUGGUAACUUGUGUGAACUUUUGAAACACCAAACGUUUCAGAAGUAAUAAUUUGAGUAAAUCAACGUCCAAUACUUCAAUUAAGAAUCCGAACUAUUGAUCAAUUAACUCAUUCACGAAAAAUCACAACAAAAUUAACUCCUGCUCCAAGUUUUUCUGUGAAUAGAGAGAUAUCAACUGUUUUUUUUUUUCAAAUGGGAGCAGUUUCAGUGAAAACAAAUUAUUGCUUGUAAUGAAGAAAACAAAAGUUUAAUUCAUUGAUGUAUAUUGUUAUUAAACUAUUGAUAAUGCUAUUAGACAAUAUUCGAUAAUGUUAUUGGACAAUACUCGAUAAUGUUAUUCGACAAUUCUCAACAAUAUUGAUGGACAAUCCUCGAUAAUGUUAUUAGUCAAUACUCGAUAAGGUUUUUUGAUAAUACUCGAUAGUUUUAUUGGACAAUAUUCGACUGUUUUAUUGGAUAACCGAAAAAUAGAAAUGACUCUUUCUCGAAUGGUGAUUUGAAUAGUAGAUUUCCAAGUGUAGUGGGAGAGAAACAAAGACAGAAUGACCGACCAAAUGAGCACAGUGGCCCCGAGCGUUGCCCUACCACCCCCCGCUACACCCGCCCCCGCAAGCAUAGCACCCGGCAACAAUGCAAACGAUGCCAACAAACAACAGCCGCCCAAGCGCCCCGUUCGCAGGGGCGUCAAACCGCCUCCAGACCGCCCCCAACGGGCGCUCUUCUGUCUCACUCUCAAAAAUCCUCUUCGAAAAAUGUGCAUCGAUGUCGUCGAAUGGAAGCCGUUCGAAUGGCUCAUCCUCCUCACCAUCUUUGCCAACUGUGUUGCGCUAGCCGUCUACACACCCUACCCCAGCAGCGACUCCAACAUGACGAACGCUGUUCUUGAGAAAAUCGAGUACAUUUUCUUAGUGAUCUUCACAGUGGAAUGCCUGAUGAAAAUUAUCGCGUAUGGUUUUGUUGCACACCCGGGAGCAUACCUUAGGAACGGUUGGAACUUACUAGAUUUCACAAUUGUCGUUAUAGGAAUGAUUAGUACAGUUUUAUCACAACUUAUGAUAGAAGGUUUCGAUGUGAAAGCGUUGAGAGCUUUUCGUGUGCUUCGACCUCUCCGUCUAGUAUCUGGUGUUCCCAGUCUCCAAGUCGUUCUAAACUCAAUCCUCUGCGCUAUGAUCCCUCUGCUACACAUUGCUCUACUUGUACUUUUUGUCAUCAUAAUCUACGCUAUCAUUGGUCUGGAAUUGUUCUCAGGCAAGCUGCACACAACCUGCUACAACAACGAGACGGGGGAAAUGAUGGCAGAACCGCAUCCUUGUUCCCUUCCUGGCGAGGGAGGAUUUGAAUGCUCCGUCUACGGUGAAGAGUACUAUUGUGGUCCCGAUUGGGAGGGACCCAAUUUCGGAAUUACAAACUUCGAUAAUUUCGGUCUGGCGAUGUUAACCGUGUUCCAAUGCAUCACACUGGAAGGAUGGACUGAUGUGUUAUACUACAUCGAAGAUGCCUUGGGUAGCAGCUGGCAGUGGAUAUACUUCAUCUCCAUGGUUAUCCUCGGAGCCUUCUUUGUGAUGAACCUCAUUCUCGGUGUGCUCAGCGGAGAGUUUUCCAAAGAAAGAGAGAAAGCUAAGGCGAGGGGCGAUUUUCACAAGUUGAGAGAGAAACAACAGAUAGAGGAGGAUCUCAGAGGUUACCUCGAUUGGAUAACUCAGGCGGAGGACAUAGAGCCUGAAGGAGAGGAAAAAACUCAUAAUCAAGACGGGAAACAGAAACAGUCUCAGCAGACUGAUUCAGCAGACAAGCUGGAGGGGGAUGAUGGAGAACUACACGAGCCCUGGUGGAGUAAGAAGAAGGCAGACUUCGAUAGAAUCAACAGACGUAUGAGGAGAGCUUGUAGAAAAGCUGUCAAAUCACAAGCAUUCUACUGGCUUAUCAUCAUCCUAGUAUUUUUAAACACAGGUGUACUAGCUACAGAGCAUUAUCAACAACCAGAAUGGCUGGAUCAUUUCCAAGAGCACACAAACAUGUUUUUCGUUGCCCUCUUCACAAUGGAAAUGUUUUUCAAAAUGUACAGUUUGGGUUUCCAGAGUUAUUUCGUCUCACUCUUCAACAGAUUUGAUUGCUUUGUCGUGAUUGGGAGUAUUGGAGAGAUGAUACUGACUAGAACAGACGUGAUGCCACCUCUGGGUGUGUCUGUUUUGCGUUGUGUGCGUCUCUUGAGAGUAUUCAAGGUCACAAAGUAUUGGCGAUCACUGUCCAAUCUAGUCGCUUCUCUGUUGAACUCCAUACAAUCAAUUGCUUCACUGUUGCUGCUGUUGUUUCUCUUUAUAGUGAUUUUUGCACUGUUGGGAAUGCAAGUAUUUGGAGGGAGAUUCAAUUUUGAACCUACACAAAAUAAGCCACGUCAUAAUUUUGAUAGUUUUGUACAAAGUUUAUUGACUGUAUUCCAGAUACUAACUGGUGAAGAUUGGAACGUUGUUAUGUAUGAUGGUAUACAAGCUUACGGUGGUGUAUCAUCGUUUGGAAUCUUAGCUUGUAUUUAUUUCAUAAUUUUAUUUAUUUGUGGUAAUUAUAUUCUGUUAAACGUUUUCUUGGCUAUUGCUGUUGAUAAUCUAGCAGACGCCGAGUCUUUGACCACCAUCGAGAAAGAGGAGGAGGAAGAAGAGGAGGAGAACGGAGAGGAGAAGCAGGACUCCCCAAGAGGUUCCCAGGGGAGUUUGGGAAUGGAUGACCAGGAUGGGGAGUUUAGUGGGGAGGAACAAGGAGAGACUGAUGAGGAGAGGAAUGUGGAAGAGGGAGGAGACGAGACCUCGAUGAAAGAAGGAGAGACAGACAGCCAGAUGAAGGAGAGGUUGGAGAUGGAGGAGAACGAGGAUUAUGCUUAUGACGAGCAGGGUGAAGAAGAGGAGGAGGAAGACGAUGAAGAGAUGGAGGAUCGAAUCACAGCUCGUCCAAGGAGGAUGUCAGAGUUCAAAAUGGCAACUAAGAAGCAGCCCAUACCAGAUGCCAGUUCUUUCUUCAUAUUCUCCAGUACGAACCGAAUUCGUGUGUUCUGUCAUUGGCUCUGCAAUCAUGGACAUUUCGGAAACAUCAUCCUAGUCUGCAUCAUGGUCUCAUCAGCACUCCUCGCAGCUGAAGACCCCAUCAACUCAGAAUCCCCAAGAAACAAAGUACUUGUAUACUUUGAUUACUUCUUCACAACCGUAUUCACAAUUGAAAUAUGCCUCAAAUUAAUAUCUUAUGGAUUUGUUUUCCAUGAUGGAGCUUUCUGUCGAUCGGCGUUCAAUCUGCUAGACUUGUUAGUCGUGGUGGUAUCACUCGUUUCAAUUUUCUUCCAGUCGGGAGCUGUGAAUACUGUGAAAAUCCUGCGAGUUUUCCGUGUGCUGAGACCGUUGAGAGCUAUUAACCGAGCUAAAGGUCUGAAACACGUGGUUCAAUGUGUGAUAGUAGCUGUGAAAACUAUCGGUAACAUAAUGUUGGUCACAUGUCUGUUGCAGUUCAUGUUUGCUGUAAUUGGAGUUCAACUAUUCAAAGGAAAAUUCUAUCAAUGUAAUGACAGUUCGAAGAUGACAGAAGAGGAUUGUCAGGGAUCGUUUAUUGUUUUCGAGGAUGGAGAUGUGAAUAAAGCGAAAAUUGAAGAGAGACAAUGGGAGAGGAACAUUUUUCACUUCGACGAUGUAGCAGAGGCUAUGCUAACUCUGUUCACAGUGUCAACAUUCGAGGGUUGGCCUGACUUACUGUACAAGUCGAUCGAUUCGAAUGCUGAAAACUUUGGACCAAUCCACAACUUCAGACCGAUUGUUGCCGCUUAUUACAUAAUCUACAUCAUUAUCAUAGCUUUCUUCAUGGUAAACAUAUUCGUUGGUUUUGUUAUUGUCACCUUCCAAAACGAGGGAGAACAAGAAUAUAAGAACUGCGAUCUCGACAAAAACCAGAGGAAUUGCAUCGAAUUCGCGUUGAAAGCAAAACCAAUCAGGCGGUACAUUCCAAAGCACAGGUUUCAAUACAAAGUAUGGUGGUUUGUUACAUCACAACCGUUCGAAUACACUAUUUUCAUAUUGAUUAUGAUCAAUACUAUAACGCUUGCAAUGAAGUUUCAUAAACAGCCUCCAAUUUACACAAAAAUAUUGGAUGUUUUGAACGUUUUUUUCAGUAUAGUAUUCGCAUUUGAGUUUGUAUUCAAACUGGCUGCAUUUCGUUUCAAAAACUAUUUCAGUGACGCUUGGAAUGUAUUCGACUUUGUUAUAGUACUAGGGAGUUUCAUAGAUAUUAUUUAUGGUGACCUGAAUCCCGGAUCCAAUUUGAUAUCAAUCAACUUUUUCCGUCUGUUCAGAGUGAUGCGUUUGGUGAAACUGUUGAGCAAAGGUGAAGGAAUUCGAACUCUACUAUGGACGUUCAUUAAAUCCUUUCAAGCUCUACCAUAUGUAGCUUUGCUGAUAGUGAUGUUGUUCUUCAUUUAUGCUGUUGUGGGUAUGCAAGUUUUCGGUAAGAUUGCUUUGAAUGAUGAUUCCUCCAUACACCGAAACAAUAACUUCCAAUCUUUCCCACAAGCAAUCCUAGUGUUAUUUCGUUCGGCAACUGGAGAAGCCUGGCAAAACAUAAUGCUUGAUUGUUCUUCACGACCUGGAGAGGUAAUGUGCGAUCCUCGAUCAGAUGACGCUGAGAAUAAGAUGGGGUGUGGCUCCGAUGUAGCAUUCCCCUACUUCAUAUCCUUCUACGUUCUGUGUUCAUUUUUGAUCAUCAACUUAUUCGUCGCUGUUAUCAUGGAUAACUUCGAUUACUUGACGAGAGAUUGGUCGAUUUUGGGGCCACAUCACUUGGACGAGUUUAUCAGAUUAUGGAGCGAGUACGACCCUGAUGCUAAGGGUCGAAUCAAACAUUUGGAUGUGGUCACCCUGCUGAGGAAAAUCUCACCACCGUUAGGAUUCGGAAAACUUUGUCCUCAUAGAGUCGCUUGUAAGAGGUUAGUGUCAAUGAAUAUGCCGUUAAAUACUGAUGGAACAGUGUUGUUCAAUGCUACACUAUUCGCAGUUGUGAGGACGUCGUUGAGGAUCAAAACAGAGGGAAACAUAGAUGAUUGUAAUGCGGAGUUGAGAGCGGUUAUAAAGAAAAUCUGGAAGAGAACUAACCCGAAAUUGUUGGAUCAGGUUGUUCCACCACCAGGAGACGAUGAUGAAGUAACUGUGGGGAAGUUUUAUGCUACGUUUCUUAUACAGGAUUAUUUCCACAGGUUUAAGAAGAGGAAGGAGCAGGAGUUGAAGGCUGGGGACAAGGAGACGCAAAACACAGUCACACUACAGGCAGGGUUGAGGACUUUGCACGAUGCGGGACCCGAGCUGAAGAGAGCGAUCUCGGGUAACCUGGAGGAGGUGAUGGAUGACAACGCUCAACCCAUGCACCGUCGGAACCACACGCUGUUCGGGAGUGUCUGGUCGUCAAUGAGGAGACAGAGAGGGCGAGCGGAGAGAGGGGCUCAAGGUGUGAGGAGGGUGGCAUCACUGAAAGGUCACUCAAGUAGAAUGAAAGUUUCCCCCACUGAUUCAUUAGAGUUGUUACCGAAUACAACUCCGCGCCCUGACAUCAAGGGGUUGAGUCGAGUUAGCGCUAUGAUGAGGACAGCCAUGAUGGCUCCAGCUGAUAUCCCAUCGAAAUACGACUAUGAAAUGCCCAACGGCGACACGGAUAGAAGCUACAGAAACCCUCAGGGCAUGACACGACCUGUCAACUCCAACCGACUCCUGCUUCCCGAGGAGUCGAACGGAGGGAGCUUCCCCAACAACCGACUGGGUCAACAACAGAACUACCUGGUUGGAUCAGCUGAGAGGCUGGUAGGUCGGGUGCUUGUUGAACAAGGUUUGGGCAAGUUUUGCGACGCUGAAUUCGUGCAGACGACCUCGCGCGAGAUGCAGGAAGCUCUAGAUAUGACUCCUGAGGAGAUGGACAGAGCUGCUCAUCAAAUCAUGUUACAGCAGAGGGAUCGACCGUUCUCGUUCCAUAAAGAAUAAGUAAUGAAGCAUUCACGAAAGAGAUCUCUAAAAUGUUUUGAAUUGAUUUAUCAUUCUUUAAUCCUCUUCAUAAUUGAACAUUUGAUUUUAAAUUUGUAAUUCAAUCCAUAGAACAUUUAACAAUUGAAGAUUUCAAUCAUUAUGAACAUUUUAAUCAUUUCAAUAAUCGUGGACACCUAAGGACUUAAAUUGAAGUUUAUUUUGUCUGAAUAACUUCUGAAACAUAACAUUUCUUUUCCCAAAUAGAGAAGUGAUUGUGAUUAAUUGGAGCUAUUAAAUAGAAGUGUUUUUGAAAUUGAUUUUGAAAUAAUAUCAAUAAUCGUGGACACAUUACUUGACGUUGGAUUUGUAAAAAAAUAUUAUAAUGAUAGGUAGAAGAUAAGUAUGAAAUUUUGAGUGAUACAUGGUAGUCAAUACAUGAUGUGUAAGAUUUUGACUGAGACUGUAAUAUUUUCAAACGAAUCUAUUUCUGCCGGUCAAUCCAUUUUAAGUGAUCAAACUUCAAGCUAAUUCAGUGUUUUUUAAUGACGUCUUGACAUGUCAUUUUUUUCAUAAUUUGAUUGCGAAAUUGCACUGUGUUAUCGUACAUUAAAUUUGAAAUUCAAUCUUAUUAGUUAGUGAUCAAUAAAUAAUAUCUUUGAAGAAUGAGAUUUAAAAAAUGACAUUUGAAAUUUCAACUGGGAAAACUAUAUUCUUCAUUAAAAUGCCAACACUUGUGACAUGAGAUUCGAAAAAUGUGACUGAAACUUUAAUUUAUUAUUGUUAUAAUCAUGUUCUUGGUAACGAAAUAUUGAUAAAGUCAUAUUUUCAUAUUGUUGGACCUGAAUUUUAAAUUCCUUCCCAUACUUAAACUCGAUACCAUUGUCAUUACUAUAAUUAGGUAACGUAAGUGUUCAUUAUUGAAGAGUAUGACAAUAAUGAAUGUGACAAUCAUAUCGCUAUUUAAACGAGAACUAGCUUAUUCAAAUCUCGAGAUAAGUAGGCUAAUCAUGCAUUUAUUUUCGAAAAUUUUCAAAACAGAACAAUUUUGAACUUUUACUAUUAUUGGCUAUUUCAAAUAUAUACAACAAUUGAAUAACUUAUUUGAAUAAAUGAUGAAUAAAUUGAACGUUAUUACAAACAAGUAUUACAAUUCGAAAAGGCUAUAAUUUUUGUUUCAUUUCAUGUAGAGUAUCUGUAGAAGUAGAUUCAUCUUGUUAUUAGAAUAUAUUAAAUUCAAAUCAAAUCUAUGUAUGAAGCGAAUAUCAUAAAAUGUUUGAAGAACAAACAAUAAAAAUUUACAUUGU
Nilaparvata lugens (brown planthopper) is the source of this 7994-nucleotide messenger RNA. Its product is annotated as muscle calcium channel subunit alpha-1-like. The record is from RefSeq and is a predicted model, not a curated record. Gene Ontology annotation, cellular component: voltage-gated calcium channel complex; membrane. Gene Ontology annotation, biological process: calcium ion import across plasma membrane. Lineage: Eukaryota; Metazoa; Arthropoda; Insecta; Hemiptera; Delphacidae. Gene Ontology annotation, molecular function: high voltage-gated calcium channel activity. The transcript has a single exon. The coding region runs from base 1255 to 6708 and encodes 1817 amino acids.